Messenger RNA from Carassius gibelio (silver crucian carp), 1681 nucleotides. Its product is annotated as TP53-regulated inhibitor of apoptosis 1. The record is from RefSeq and is a predicted model, not a curated record. The transcript has 2 exons. Bases 127 to 351 code for a protein of 74 amino acids. NCBI's taxonomy places the organism in Eukaryota, Metazoa, Chordata, Actinopteri, Cypriniformes, Cyprinidae.
CACGCGAGAUCACGUGGUAUCGGCAAAGUCAAGCGAGAUCACGGAAUCAACACGGAGCUCCCGUCGCUCGGACGGAACACGACGACAUUAAAGCGCUAAUCCGCGUUGAUUGUGGCGGGGGUGAAGAUGAACAGCGUCGGCGAGGGCUGCACGGAGCUCAAGCGCGAGUAUGACCAGUGUUUUAACCGCUGGUUCGCCGAGAAGUUCCUGAAGGGAGACCGGAGCGCGGAUCCGUGCAGCGAGUUAUUCCGCAAAUACCACACGUGUGUGCAGAAAGCCAUCAAGGAGAAGGACAUCCCUGUAGAAGGAGUGGAGUUCAUGGGCCCUAACAGAGAGAAACCUGACAGCUGAUGCCUGCUUGUGUGUUCUAGAUGGACUUGGAUGGAUGUGGUCAUCUUCUGAGACAUGGACUGUAGUACUGGACACUUACUGUUGAGACGAACACUGGACAUCCAGUGCUCUGAUUGUUCAUUCAUCAUUAUUAGAAGGAUUGUUUGGCAUGUUUGAGUUUCAUAACAUGCAGGAGAAUGCAUUGUGCAUGUGUGCAUUAAAAAGAGACUGUGUUUGGGUUGCCAGGUGCAGCGGGUUUCUGCAGAAACUUGUUUCUGCCAUCAAAUAAAAAUUAAAAAGGUAGAUGCAAUGAUUUAUUUCACAUUUUUUUUGACAAUAUGACUUUUCUCAGAACUUUACAUUUUACUUUAUUCCUUUUAAGUCCAUCUCAAAAUUAACAUUUGAAAAAUUAACUAAUAAUGCAGAGUCUCCCUCAGAAUUGCAAAUGACAAAAUAGUUGAGUAGGCAUUUAUAAUGUUUUUUUACCACCACAGAAUAAAAUGUAUGUGUGUGUGUAUAUACAUGCAUAUAUAAUAUAUAUAUUAUAUGUAUAUAUAUAUAUAUAUAUAUAUAUAUAUAUAUAUUAUAUAUGUAUGUAUAUACACACACACACACCCAAAUCUGACUUUAUUUCUUUUAAUUCUACGUUUAUUUAAUUUUUUUACAGUAUAUCUCAUAUUUACAUAGUUUCCCCCCUUAUAAUAAAGCAUAAAGUAAGAAUUGUGAGAAAUAAACACAAUUCUAACAUUAUUCUUGCCAUUGCUUAAUUUUAUUCCCUCAAGUCCUUUUCAAAAUAACAAAAAUGUUCCUCUGAAUUCUGAGUUAAAAUUUCACUUUUUUUCCGUAAAGUAUUAGCAUAUUUUUACCUCACAAUUUACACCCCCCCCCCCCCAAGAAUAACGAGCUUAUAUUUCGCAAUUGAAAGUUUUAACUAAUAAUUAUGUUUUUUUUCCUCCCUUAAAAUGUCCAAUGACAAAAUAGUAUAAUUUUUUUUCUACGACCACAGAAUUAAAAAAUAAAAAUAUAUACAUAAUUCUGAUUUUAUUUCUUUGAAUUCUGUAUACACAUAUUUAAUAUAUCUCAAAAUUACUUUGUUUUUUCCCCCUCAUAAUAAAGAAUAAAGUCAGAAUUAUUAGAAAUAAACGCAGUUAAAACAUUCUCAAAAAAUAAAUGUUUUUUUUGAUUCCGUGGUGGAAGCAAGCUUCCGUAGUUUCCUGCGAGCCUCAGAACAGGUUUGUUCAUGUAGAACAGUGUGCCAGUGGGUGAUUUGUUUUUAUUUUCAUUAUUUUUCAUUGCAAGCCAACAAUAAGAACAAACGUUUUGCUGCAUUAAAACACCUUUUACAAACGAA